Ixodes scapularis (black-legged tick) is the source of this 748-nucleotide messenger RNA. It is a transcript of the gene Arpc4, whose product is annotated as actin-related protein 2/3 complex subunit 4. Gene Ontology annotation, biological process: Arp2/3 complex-mediated actin nucleation; actin filament polymerization. Gene Ontology annotation, cellular component: Arp2/3 protein complex; actin cytoskeleton. The record is from RefSeq and is a predicted model, not a curated record. Gene Ontology annotation, molecular function: actin filament binding. The coding region runs from base 128 to 634 and encodes 168 amino acids. NCBI's taxonomy places the organism in Eukaryota, Metazoa, Arthropoda, Arachnida, Ixodida, Ixodidae. The transcript has 5 exons.
ACUUACUUGUGACACCAUACUUGUGAUACUCGAAAGCAGCCUCUUUCCUUCUGGUUGGGCUGCGUGGUUUGUGUCAUGUCCGGUAAAUAUUGAUAGUGGACUCCGGCGGGUCAAGUUGCAUGUCGAAAUGUCUGCCACGUUGCGGCCGUACCUGACAGCCGUGAGGCACACGCUAAACGCUGCCAUGUGCCUUGAGAACUUCUCUUCACAAGUGGUGGAGAGACACAACAAACCCGAAGUGGAAGUCAGGAGCAGCAAAGAGCUGCUGCUGAACCCGGUAGUGAUCAGCCGCAAUGAGAAGGAAAAGGUGCUCAUCGAGGGCUCCAUCAACUCGCUGCGCGUCAGCAUUGCCAUCAAGCAGGCCGACGACAUCGAGCACAUCCUCUGCCACAAGUUCAUGCGCUUCAUGAUGAUGCGGGCAGAGAACUUCAUCGUGCUACGGCGCAAGCCUGUCGAGGGCUACGACAUCUCGUUCCUGAUCACCAACUUCCACACGGAGCAGAUGUUCAAGCAUAAGCUGGUGGACUUUGUGAUCAACUUCAUGGAGGAGAUUGACAAGGAGAUAAGCGAGAUGAAGCUGGCGCUCAACGCAAGGGCGCGCAUCUGUGCAGAGGAGUUCCUCAAGCGGUUUUGACAAACCCAGAAGGAGAGAGGUGCGGGGGUCUGCUGGCAAGCAACAUUUUUGUUCCACACCUAAUAUAUAUAUUAUAUGAAUCAUGUUAUUGUAAUAAACAUUUUUGGUAACAUA